Messenger RNA from Poeciliopsis prolifica (blackstripe livebearer), 8343 nucleotides. It is a transcript of the gene mpzl1l, whose product is annotated as myelin protein zero-like 1 like. NCBI's taxonomy places the organism in Eukaryota, Metazoa, Chordata, Actinopteri, Cyprinodontiformes, Poeciliidae. Gene Ontology annotation, cellular component: focal adhesion; membrane; cell surface. The record is from RefSeq and is a predicted model, not a curated record. Bases 1884 to 2750 code for a protein of 288 amino acids. The transcript has 10 exons.
CAUCGUCGUGGCCGAGGAGCUACUCCUACUUACAACAUAAUGGAGCCCAGAUGGACGAAGAACGUUUGCAGGGCUGUUUUAUGGUCUGGGUGUUUGCUGUGCGUUAUAUUUGUCAGUCGCCGGACACGCUGACUCUGCAGUGAUGGUGCUGAACGGCACUGCGGCAGUCCUGCGUUGCACCUUCGACUCCAGUGAAGUGGUGAGCAAAGCCAGCAGUGGGAGCUGGAGGUUCCGGUCCAGUCAGCCUGACAGUCAGAACCACUCAGCUCCACAGUGGUCCAGCUGGAGCGAAUACGGCAGGCAGAGUCCCUGGAUUGGAUCAAAGUGAUCCUGAAUGACACCAACCUGACCGACAUCAGCCAGCUUCCAGAGACAUGACGGCCUCACACUGGUUUCAGUGUGAGGCCGUCUAACAUUAUUAUCGACCCGCAACCAAGAAUUUGGAAGUACAGGAAAUCAACAAAUCAAUCUGUCAAUGCACUCGAUGUAACAAAUUUCCUCGUUAAGUUACAAACACGUUUCCUUACAAGACUUACUCUAUGCAAGUGUAAAGGGAGCAGGGAGAAGAAAAGUCUCACAGAAACCUGUCCCUUUUUCAAUAGUUACAGAAUGCAUUGUUCAUGGCUGCAUGCAUUCAAUUAUAACAAUAUGAGUUGCAUGCAAUAUAUCAUUCUCCUCAUUUUUAACUCAAAAGUGUAUACAACCUUUUUUAUUAUAAAGUGUUUGGAAUUCACUUAAAAUAAAGCAUUUUUCAGCUGCUUAUCCAAACUAUUUCCUACUUUUACUCCAUUCAUCAAAAUGCACAUUUUGUGAAAAAAAGUAAAACAGUAUUACACAGUUUUACUUUUGAAAUCCUUCUGUCAUUUCUGUCAUCUGAGCUUAAGAUGAAAAGUUCUUGUAAAUUAAUUGGUAAUAAUCAAUUUUUAGCUUGAAACAUAAUUAAUGGAAUCUUUUUGAUUGAAUAAUCUAUUUAUUAGUAUGUUCUCUAGCCAGGGCCAGCCCAAGGCAAAAGCAGCUGCUAAGCAGUUACUUAGGGUCAAUGGCCACUAGGGGGCCCCCUUAGUGGAGCUAUUUUUUUUUCUUUUCUUUUUUGUGAUGAUUUCUUUGUUGUCAACAACAACAACAAAAAAAAACACACAAUUUCCACAUACAGUUGUUAAUUUGUAUUUCAAUUAUAUAAAUUUGAUCCUGUAGGAAUACCUUUUUAAAUAGGCAAAGAGAAAAAAAUAAAUUAUCUAUGACUACAACUGGAACGCAGGACGAAUAAUGGAGAAUCUAUUGUCAUUUUAUUAGUUUUGAAUUGGUAGAUUGUUUUGUUCUGCUUGUGGUUUUGGUGGAAUAGAAUAGAAAUGUAUGUUAUUGUCUCAGUGGAAAAAUCCAGGUGUGCAGGCUGCGAGGUCAAGGUGAAUGGAAGCUGACAGGUUCACAAAGUCUAAGGUGUUUGACUUUAUCACACCCAUACUGUGGACCAAAACUGACAUAAUUAAAAGUAAAAGUACAUUUAAAAUUUUCUUUUUCCAUUUACUCUUACUUAUUUAUCUAUUUGAUUUCCUCAAAGACUUUUGGUUGUAUUUUAUUUUAAAACAAUAAAAUGUGCAUUAUGUGCUCAAAUAGAUGUAUUAAAGCAUUAAGUAAAAUUCUCCUUUAAAAAAAAAAAUAUCUGGCACAUUUUAAGUGUAUUGACAUAUUUAUUGGUCCGUUUAGCCCUGCGAUGGACUGGUGACAUGUCCAGGGUGUAAACAGCCUCUCACCCAUUUGACAACAAGAGAGGCACCAGCUGACCAUUGGGUCAGCAGCACCCCACCUGAUACCUCUGAGUGGAUCAAGAUUAGCUGCGUCUUUCCGGGGAUCCUGCAGGGGGCGACAAACAGUCAGAGGGAGAAAUGAAUCUGCUCUACGAAGAAGUCACAGGACCUGCAUGUGCAAUCACCAUAUACGCCGACUCUGAAGUGAUAGUGCAGAACGGCACAACGGCAGUCCUGCGUUGCACCUUUGACUCCAGUGAAGUGGUGACCAAAGCCACCAGUGUGAGCUGGAGCUUCCAGUCCAAUCAGCCCGACAGUCAGUACUACUCAGCUCCAUACGUGAUUUUAUAUUUUGCCGACGGAAAAGCAUAUCCAGGACAAGAAGAAUUCAAACACAGAGUUCAGUUUGUGGGAGACAUCAACAAGAAGGACGCCUCGUUACAGCUGAGUCCGGCUCAGUUCAGCGACAACGGGACCUUCUUCUGCGACGUGAAGAACCCGCCCGACGUGUCGGGAACUCAGGGCCGAACGGAGCUCAAAGUUGUUCAGAAAGAUGAGUCAGUCAGCAGCAGCUCUAACCCUGACAACAGCAUAACCCCUUACCCCCAUCCCAGUGGAAAAGCAGAGUCUCUCCCUCAGACCAACACUAAGAUUGUAAUCUUAGCAGUGUGUGGUGCUUUAAUUCUGCUCAUCGCCGUCGCUAUAGCUGCCUGCUUCGCCGUACGGGUGAUUCAAAACCGGCACGAUUACGAAGGAUGUACGUCCCUGGAAGGCGUGAGCUCUGAAGCUCCGCGGCCGCUAAAGAAGGCGGAGUCCAGCCGGGAGGGCACCAGGUCAACCGGCCCCUCGGGUCCGCUGCAGGUAGGAGCUCCAGGACGAGGAAAUCCACCGAGGGCCCCUAUUUCAAAGGGCCCGGUGAUAUACGUCCAGUUGGAUCACUCAGGCAGUAAAAACUCGUUCCAUAAGAUGGAGCCCGUGGUCUACGCUGACAUCCGUAAAAACUGAAGAUGGGGACCAAAACAAACAAACAAACAAAAAAAAAACUAAAAGAAAAGAAAAAAACAAAAGAAAACAUAGUAAAGUAUGAGACCUCUCAUUUAGCUGCUCUUGGGAAGGGUGGGAAAGGUUUUAACAGGGACAGAACUGGUGCAGUUUCUCUCUCUACUCUCUUCUUUCUCCAUAUUUUGUCCUAUGAAAGCAUGUUAUAUGAUAAACUAAUGUAUUAGUUGUUGACUUAAAGAACAAAAAAGCUACAAAAACUCUCCAGUUGAUACUACAUAAUAUCAGCCUUUAAAAAGUUCUCCAAAACGGGGAGCAAAGUGAAAAUAAUGCCUUCAUUGACAUCAUUCCAAGUGUAGAUUAUUUUAUUUUAACCCUUGAAUUGUUGUGCCCCCCUUAACCAUCUAGUAGCCUCAGACACACCCAGCAUAUUACAGAUCUGCAGGCUGUUGCACCAAGUCAGCUAACAUUUACUGACUUCCAUAUCUUACAAGUGAAGGCUAAAAUCAUGCCGAGAUUUUUGUUUCAUCAAAUGAACGACCAGUUUCAGUGAAAGAAAACGCCAUUGCUUACUUGAUAAUUAAAACUGCUUGUGAGCAUGCUGUAUAAAAAUCAGUUUAACAACUCUUAUUUAUUUCAAUUUGAUUGAGGACAAUAUAUUUGUUUCACACAAAGUUAUAUGCAUUUUUUAAGUUAGAGUUUUAAGUCUGCUGACAUCAGAGUAGGGCUGAAUCCCAUUAAGUUUAACAAUCAAACUCCAAUGAUAAAUGCGUAAGAUACACCCUAAGGGAGCAGGAAUCUCCUUGUCAUUUAUUACAAUUAAAUAAAAUAUGUUUUUACCGGAUUUUCAGACACGGGAAAUCUAGCUGCGUUUUGAUUUGCAGCUUUGUCGUUUGGCUCACCUCAAACCUGAUGCCUGGCAUUUAAGAUGUUCCAUACCAACCAGAUGUCAACUUGCUUACCUUGGAGACAUUUCACACUCACUUCGACUACAAACGAACAAUGUUUUAUACUGAUAAUGUUUACCAAUAAAACUGAGGUCACUCAGUCAAUCUCACCCAAAAUAGAUGAAAAUAGUCCACAACAAAACAUAUGGAUUGAAUUAUGAGGUUGAUGUUUAGAUUAUUUCUGUAAUUCAUUCGAAUCAUUGUGUCAUAUUAACCCCUCAAAGGAGUGCCCCAGUUAACGAGGGUAUGUUUUACGUACUGUUUGAAUUACAUCCUGGCACAUCAGGGAUGUGAGAAAAAUGGGAUUCAGCCAAACGAGCUCAGAUUGUUUCCUAAAAGUCAGGUUCUGCUCCUCAUUUAAGAGCCUGACAUCAUGGUGCUUUGAGUCGACGAUGUUUACCCUGAUAAAAUGCAGGCAAUGUCAAACUUUAAAAAAAAAAGCAAAGGUACAGAAGUUAAAGGUGCACUGUAAAUACACAACACCGUCUGUGCUUUCUCUGGUGAUGAAAUGUCUAAACCUACAGAGAAAAAAUGUAGAGUUUAGAAAGAUGGUAGAAAUGAAGCUACUUUUCAAUUAUUUUAUGUCCAUUUUCUUUAUCUGACAGUGGCUUAGGGUAGUCAGGUACACUCGGUUCAAUUAGGAACCAGAAUUGCAACAUUUGCUAAAUUAUCAGCUGCCGUAGUUCUCUUUAACAAUGCUUCACUGUCUGAAAUAAACCAAAGGCUUUGAAAAACCUGCUUCCCUCCUCGCCUGUGGUGACGCUGCACCAGGAAUCACUGAGGGGAAUGAUUAGCGGUUGUAAGAUUUCUCUUAUGGCUUUGCCUGCUGUGCGAUUUGAUUUGGUUUUAUUUACCCAGAAUACCCUGUGCUGCAGUCCGCUUUCUGCUUCUGGAGUGGUCUUCGGUCCAAUUGGCAUUCACAUAAGCAUCCAAACCGCACCAGAGUUCACUUCAGACAGAAAUUUGGAGGCGGACCAGAGUUAGCUUUUUUUGGUCUACUUUAGAGUUCGAUUAACUCCUCUCAAAACGAACUGGACUUUCUAAACGAACCGACUGCAGUCUUAUUAAAGCAGACUAAACGGGGCUGGAGUGAAUGCAGCCUAAAGGUAGAGCAUUUCCACCAUUUGGUGGAAAUGGUGGAAAACAGAACCAAACAAGAAAUAGAUCCGUCCAAAAUUAUGGCCACAUGCACUAAUUAAAAUUUUUAUGUUUUUAUCCAAAAGGUUAACGCACAUUCAGAAUGUUUUUAAUUCUGAUUUGCACCACAGUUUCAAACUCUACUAAUACCAUUUUGAACACUUAGGAACAAUUCAUAAGAUGUCAUGGCUAAAAACAAAAUCAUAUUCUUAAACAUUUGGCUGCAAAGAAUAAUUUUGAGGUUCAAUAGGGACUCAAAAUUCUGUCAAACUUGAAGCAAAAUACCUCUGUUGACAUUUGGACGACAAUUUUGAUUCAGUCUAGUGAAAGUACAGCUUGCUGGUAAAAUAAAUCUAAAGUAGCCUUUCAGGUGCAACAGUCUGCAGAAGCUGCAGUUGAUCUCCAUCAAGGGCAUCUCCAUCGUGGUCUUGUUUUGUAGAGGCGUAUUUAGUAAUGUAAAGUUAGAUAUUGGCCCACAGUAACAUUGCAUGCAGUUCUAGUAACAUCUACGAAGUGAAGUGAAGUUGGUACUGCUCAUCCAGCUAGUUUGUUGCGCAGAAGAAGGCGCCUGACGUUGUGUUACUGUGAAUGCUCCAGCUUUCUGUGAAGUUCUGGCAUGUUGUCGUGGUACCAGUUGAAAAAAAAAAUCCAUAAACUCCCUUUUUGGAUUUUUACCUCAACAGCUUAAAAAAAACACAAGAAUUUUGGGUUUAAUUUAAUUUGAAUUAUUGCGGGAGUUUUGGUUAUUCAGCGUCAUGUUAACUUAUUUGUUUCUAAAUACACUAGGCAUGUUAAUAAAUGUUGCGCUGAGGUGACUUUUUCUCUUCUUAUAAAAAACAGGGAGAUGUCAUUUUGCAUAACAAAACUUUUAAAUACACGGUUUGCAUGCAAUUUACUAACAAGCAUUUUUUCCCCCCAAAUGUCUUAUUUUUUUCUAUCUGUAUCAUGUUUUCCCUCAUUCGCGGGCCAAAUAUGAAUGGUUUUUCUUUACAGAUAGUGUUGAGCUUUAAAUGCAUUCCAAACUAUUUUUUAUUUUCUGUUGUCUUAAAGCAUUUUAAAGCCAAAUUUGUUUUUAAAUUAUGUUGACUUUUUGUUGUGGAACCAGUCUGAAAGCCAUCAGCUCAUGAUCUCGAAUGCAGUAAGUUUCCAUAAGUGUGUUUGUUUUGCUUAACAGUUGAAAAUGUUGUGCUGUUUACUGUAAGUCAUUCCAGUGUGGUGUGCCUGUGGGUGUCUUUCCAGAGGAAGGACGGUAGUUUGCUGAAGAGGUCCAGAAAGAUGCUGAUUUGUUUGUUGUUUUCGCUUAAAGUCUUAAUUCUUUGUAACCAGACACUAAAACCUACACAGUGCCUGCAUAAAGUAUUGGUGUGAACACUUCAUAAUGGUCAGAAUUAAAGACUUCUUCUUUUAGUAAAUAUUUUAGUGCCCUAGCCAGAGUAGCAUGUGAGCAGCAUUUCCAUUAAUAAGAUCAGACCAAGCAGAUACUGUAUAUUGACCAAUAUAGGCUCAUCUACAUGAUGAAAACAACAUUUUCUACCUCAACAAAAUCCAAUUUUAGUAGUAAAAUGGAAAAAAAAACAACCAAAACUUAAAAAUUUCCCAGCAACGACAGUCCAGGCUACACAAGCGAACUUUAAAAUCAAACCUCAAACAUUCCUCUUUCCAACAGCGCCAGUAUCUCACUGAACCACGAGACAAAAACAGGAAAAUAAUGCUUAUUUCACCAAGCCAGAAACAUAGAUAGUGUCUUUUUUUUUUUUUUUUGCUGUUUUAUGAUAGUAAUUCAUGUUGGAGUAAAUAUUUCCACUCGGCUCCUGUAAUCUUUUAUUUCUGCGUGAUUUCUGACCAGUUUCACCCUUUUUAGCGGCAGAUGCACUUCCUUCGCUUUGACUGGUGAAUAACGUGAAUAAUUGACGGUUCAAUGGACGUGCCAAGCAUCCAAAUCACCCAGUGUACUCCAGAAAUGUCCCUCCAUAGUUUACAAUGUCUGACCAGAGUACAGAAUGCUUUGACCCACUGAGCUCAGGACACUUGUAGAAGUAUUCUUUUAAUUUUGGUUUCAUUGCAAAGCCAGUAAUUAAAUAGAAUGACAAACCGAGGAUGAUAUAUAGGUGGCACAGAAAAUAACCUGAGAGAUUUCAAAUGCCACAGACGGUACCAAACUGUUCUAUAAUUGCUCCUUUGGAAGGUUCACCGAGAGUUUUAUCAACUAAUACGUCCCCCAAAUUUCUAUGCUGAGCUGUUUUUACUGACUGGAUUUUGGUACAAAUUACUGCUGUGUCCCAUACUCAUUUACUUUUAUUCAGUAAUAUGAGUGCAGAUUUUAGACCCCAUAAGUUUUCUUUUAUUUUGAUACCAAGACAAUUAAAAAGAUUAACCUUGCGUGCCAGAGAUAUAAUACAAUUUAUUUUGGGCCAUGCACUCCAUGGUAAUUUAACAAAAAUAGAUCAGAUCUUUAGCAGUGAAAGAUGCAUUAGGCAAAAACUGAGAAAAAAAAAAACUAAAAUUUUUACAUUAAAAAAAACUGAAUUUUUCUCAGGGUUGAAACUAAGCUGAACAUUCCGUCCUAAAAUAUUUAAAAAACAGAAACUGUGACAUUAUAAAAGCCAUAAAAGUUAUCAAAAUGCAAAUUCAGUGACUCAAAGUCCAACUUUCAUAGACUUUAGUAGGUGUUUCUUCUGUAAUAUAUAACUCAGUAGUGGAGAUAAACAAAAAAGGGCUGUGUAAUUUCCUUCUUUUAUUUUUUUUAGCUUCAUUUAUUAACCUGUACGACUGCGUUACAAAAAGAGAUCCUUAUUUUGACCAUUAUAACUCCAAACAAUGCAGGCACUGUGUUGUCUUCCACUUGACCCGUCUUGUUCGUCCUCAACCCAACAGGAAGUGUUCGGUUCUUGUUUUGUUUUCUGUUGCCGCUCAGCAUCACGCAUGUUACCGACUAACCCGACAGGAAAAGGAACAAACAUGUAAAAAAUACUGACAAAACCCUUUACUGCUGGUCACCUGGCUUCUAAUCGUGACUUGUCGCAGUGUUUAGUGAUGUUGUAAAAAUUGUGAUGUAAACUAUAAAUUAUGAAAGACUUCAUCUGAGCUCGUGUACGGGUUUCGGGUCUUACGCAGGGCUGAACGGUUCAGUCACGUCGAGUCUUACGGAGCGUGCUCAGUGUUUUUCGGUGGUUAGAUAGUUGUGUGUUAUUUACGAAUUGUUUGGUAUGUUGUGUGAAAUCUGCACUAUGUCUUGCAUAACAAAGACAACGAAUGCCCUGUGAUUGUUUUGUUUUGUUUCCUCGAAGUAACCAUGGCCUCUGUUUAAUGUCUUUAAAACUGGAAUGUUGUACAUUUAGUGCCUUUUACAUUUCAUCAGCUAACUUGAACAUCUGCUCAAAAAUAGAAAAUAAGAUUCAUUUAUUUUCCUUUUAUUGUAUGUAUUUUUUUAUACACAUAAUAUCGCUUCUGUAUCCACUGUUCAAAUUUUAUAUAAAACCUACUCCCGGUCAAUAAAACAAAGUUUCUGCUCGUUA